Messenger RNA from Capra hircus (goat), 2216 nucleotides. RefSeq names its product small glutamine rich tetratricopeptide repeat containing alpha (gene SGTA). The transcript has 12 exons. The record is from RefSeq and is a predicted model, not a curated record. NCBI's taxonomy places the organism in Eukaryota, Metazoa, Chordata, Mammalia, Artiodactyla, Bovidae. Gene Ontology annotation, molecular function: protein binding; molecular adaptor activity. Gene Ontology annotation, cellular component: membrane; TRC complex. Gene Ontology annotation, biological process: post-translational protein targeting to endoplasmic reticulum membrane. The coding region runs from base 120 to 1061 and encodes 313 amino acids.
GUCUCAGUUGGGGGGCGGGACCGGGCGGCGCUGUGGUGCGCAGGCGCAGCCAUCGGUGGGUCCCGGGUUCGGCUGUGUGAGGUCCUGAAGCUCCCAGGCGUGUGUUCUCCCACCUCACGAUGGACAACAAGAAGCGUCUGGCCUACGCCAUCAUCCGCUUCCUGCACGACCAGCUCCGGCAUGGGGAGCUCUCUUCUGAUGCCCAGGAAAGCCUGGAAGUUGCCAUCCAGUGCCUGGAGACCGCUUUCGGGGUGACGGUGGAGGACAGCGACCUUGCGCUCCCCCAGACUCUUCCGGAAAUAUUUGAAGCAGCUGCCGCAGGCAAGGAGCUGCCGCCAGAUCUGAGGAGCCCCCAGGAAACCCCGCCCUCAGAGGAGGACUCAGCUGAGGCAGAACGCCUCAAAACUGAAGGAAAUGAGCAGAUGAAAGUAGAGAACUUUGAGGCCGCUGUGCACUUCUAUGGGAAAGCCAUCGAGCUGAACCCUGCCAAUGCCGUCUACUUCUGUAACAGAGCUGCAGCCUACAGCAAACUGGGGAACUACGCAGGGGCAGUGCAGGACUGCGAGCGGGCCAUCUGCAUAGACCCGUCGUACAGCAAGGCCUAUGGCAGGAUGGGCCUGGCGCUGUCCAGCCUGAACAAGCACACGGAGGCUGUGGCCUACUACAGAAAGGCCCUAGAGCUGGAUCCUGACAAUGAGACCUACAAGUCCAACCUCAAGGUGGCUGAGCUGCGGCUGAGAGAGGCACCCAGUCCUACGGGAGGUGUUGGCAGCUUUGAUAUUGCAGGCCUGCUGAACAACCCGAGCUUCAUGAGCAUGGCAUCAAACCUGAUGAACAGUCCCCAGGUUCAGCAGCUCAUGUCCGGCAUGAUUUCAGGCGGCCACAACCCCCUGGGGACUCCCGGCACCAGCCCCUCGCAGAAUGACCUGGCCAGUCUCAUCCAGGCGGGCCAGCAGUUCGCUCAGCAGAUGCAGCAACAGAACCCAGAGUUGAUAGAGCAGCUCCGCAGUCAGAUCAGGAGUCGGACUCCCAGUGCCAGCAAUGAUGACCAACAGGAGUGACCGCCCCCCUGCCCAGCGCCAUCGGGUCCUUCCCGGCCUACAGGAAGCCUUCUUGACCUUUUCCGUCUCCUCCCAUUGGAUCGCCCACGAGAGAAAAAGAACUUGGACCUGCAUGUUAAGCCGGAUUUUUAUGAUGUUUACUUUUACUUCCUCCCCUCCCUCCCUUUUUAUACUCUCUCACGGCCCCCAGAUCCUUCUUGAAACAGAGCCAGCAAGCUGUGAGUGCAGACCAGCACCCGUCUCCCUCCUGGCCCCCUGCCCUGAAGACCUGGUCACUAAAGUAUUUUCUAGAACAUUCUGAGGUGGGGGUGGUCUUCUCACCGCUCUCCGAGAAGUGGCCUGUGGGAUGCCGUGGCCCCGAAGCCCCUUCUUCAGCCCCCGCCUGCCUUCCCAGUCUGUCUGCAGGGCCUCCCAGCCCCCAAGAAGCCGCUUUCUGAGUUGACCGUGGCCUCCCUGGCCACCCCUGCUCAAGCGAGCUCACUGCCAGCCAGCCCGGCCCAGCAGACCUGGGUUCUCAGACGAGGAACUCCAGUUGCAAGUGCCCCAGAGGCAGUUUCUGCACCCAGCGGGGGCCGAAGCAGACGUCUUGGGUGCACACAACCCAUUUCUGGGACUUAAAUUCCAGUCCAGUGCUCGGAUGGACUCUGGUCUGAUCGCCAUGCUUUUCCCAGUGCUUACAAUUGGCAGACUGUGAGGGGCCUUCUCAUGACCUUUGAGCUGGCUCCUGAGCCUGUCGCAGCCUGGCUGUGUAUCCCAGCCACUGCCCUCUGUCCACAGGUGGUGGUCCUGCUGGCCUGGCUUGCCUGCAUCCUCAGCGGGCUCUCCUCCUGCUUGGGGGUUGGGGCUACGGGGGUCCCUGAUGGCCACCUGCCUGGGCCUGAGAUCACCGGGCAGCCGCCGUGGAUGUCCCUGCAGCCCAGGGCAGGGUGGAGAGGGUCCCUGGCACCGCAGCUCGGGCCACAGUGUUGGCGAUGGGAUCGCUGGAGGCUCCCUGAUGGUGUCGGGUCAUGUGGGAGGUGACACCGUACCAGUACCGUGUGUGUAGGUAACUCGUAGAGAGACAGCCCCACACACAUCCCACGAGGCGUCCUAACUCAUGAGUGCUACCAUGAUGACGAGAUAACGUGUGGGGAAUAAAUAGACAUUGUGACUUCU